ACCAUCAGUGUCAAAGGUUUUUUCUGUUUUCCUUUUAAAAUCUGCAGGUUGAUUCUGAAAGUGAAUGAGUUGAUGCUUGUAGUUUCAAUAAAAUCUGUGCGGUGUCGUGAAAUAUUUGACAAAUGAACACAGGAAGUUAUCUAACAAUUAGUUUUUCAAAUACCAGAGAGAACCCACAUUGUAACCAAUAAACAAGACUGAUUUUUGUUUUUAUGUUCUCAGCAACAAAAGCAGGAAUGGAGCAGUACGUUCUGAACGAAGCAGGACUGAGCUGGACUUCUGCUCAGGCCUUCUGCAGAACCUCCUACACAGACCUGACCAGUGUGAGGAAUGAGGUGGAGGCCGCCAUGAUCCACAGCUUACUGGGUGGAAUGGAGGUGUGGGUCGGUCUCUUCAGAGACCCCUGGGUCUGGUCGGACCAGGCGGACUCCUCUCUGAGGUUCUGGCCGGCGGAUCAGCAGGUGUGGAGCGAGGAUGUUCAGGACUGCGGGGCUCUGCUGAAGACUGAAUCUGGUCGCUGGGGGGGCCGGAACUGCUCGGAGCAACACCCCUUCUUCUGCUCGUGCAAAAACACAGAUACCAAACGGACGUAUAUCAAAGUGAAAAUCAACUUAAAAGAUUCAGCUCUGGAUCUAAAUAAUUCUGUCGUGCAAAAUAACAUCUUGAAGCAGAUGAAGCUAAAGCAGAAAGAGGAUGGGAUCACUGUUAUGCAGACACAAUGGAGAAAACAACCAAAUGGAAAAAUCUUUGUCAAAGAAGCUCCUGAUGAUGACUGAGGCUCUGCUGGAUUUCAUUUUAUAGAAUAAAUAACCUAAUUACAGAAAAAAAAAAUCCAGUUGUUAUCAUACCUUUAAAGCUCAGUUAAAAACUUACCUUUUUAAAUCUGCAUUUGUUUAAAUUUGCUCUGUCUAUUUUUAUUUUAUUUUAUGUUUGUUUGUGUCUGUUGAAGCACUUUGUGAUCCCCAUCUUAAAAUUUGCUAUAUAAAUGAAGUUUUUACUUACUUACUUACAAAACAUAAAUCUUAAUAGAUCUGUUUAAGAUGCUUUAUUAGUUUAAGUUUUUCUGUCUGCUUGCCACGCCCACCUCACCUGUUCCUCAUCACCAGGUAGUCCCAGCUGCAGACCUAUCCCCGCUUUCAACACAUCCUCAGUCCAUUAUUAUUGACUCUCACACAACUUAUACGGUCUUCCUGUUAUUCCUCAUGAUUCCUUUUUUAUCUCCUGAGUUUUUAAAUCAAUAUCAAUCUCUUUUCAGAAGCAUCAGGUCUAACACUUAAUCAUAAUAAA
Austrofundulus limnaeus is the source of this 1287-nucleotide messenger RNA. Its product is annotated as C-type lectin domain family 4 member K. The record is from RefSeq and is a predicted model, not a curated record. Lineage: Eukaryota; Metazoa; Chordata; Actinopteri; Cyprinodontiformes; Rivulidae. The coding region runs from base 213 to 776 and encodes 187 amino acids. The transcript is spliced from 3 exons.